UUUAAAUAUUCCUACGAAUUACUCUUAAAUAAUUAUUCAAGAUUAUAAAUUUCCUAGAAAUGUGUAGCAACUUUAUGAGUAAUAUAUGCAAUUUGAUGUUUUAGGAUUCAUCAGCUUAGAUUGCGGAGCUGAAGCAGGUGUGAACUAUACUGAGCCAUCACUAGGCAUAACUUAUGUUUCGGAUGCAAAUUUCAUAAACACUGGUGUGAGUGGGAAAAUAGCAUCUAAUGCGACCAGCACAUACAUUGAACGACCACUGCUGAGGCUGAGAAGCUUUCCGGAAGGGAAAAGGAACUGCUACAAAAUAAAAGUCACAGGAGGCAACAAGUAUCUCAUACGCACAGUUUUUCUGUAUGGAAAUUAUGAUGGCCUAAAUAUCUCACCACAGUUUGAUCUUCUUCUGGGUCCUAACCACUUGGAUACAGUCAUUAUAGACAAUGCAUCCAGUAACAAAAUCAAGGAGAUCAUACAUAUACCUUCACUGGAUUUUGUACAAAUCUGUCUGGUUAACACAGGCCAUGGCACACCAUUUAUAACAACUAUAGAAUUCAGGACUUUGAAAAAUGAUACAUACGUGACUACAUCGGGAUCACUGGAAACUUACUUGCGCUGCGAUUUGGGUUCAGACAUAAUGUACAGGUACCCGGUUGAUGCUUAUGAUCGCUACUGGUUCACCUGUAUGGGCGAGAAUUGGAAACAACUAAAUGCUUCGAUUCCUGAUGAUUCUUUCAAUAAGAGCGAUCUUUACCAACCGGGAUCUAUUAUCAUGAGCACCGCAGUUGCGUCAGGAGAUGAUAGUACUCCAUUGCUAAUAAGCUGGUAUUCAGAACAUGAAACUGACCAAUUCUAUGUGUACAUGCACUUUACGGAAAUUCAAGUGUUACCCACCAAUCAGACAAGACAAUUCAACAUCACUAGGAACGGUGAAUUAAGGGUUCCGAAUUUUUCUCCGCGGUACCUUGCCGUCGACACUUUAUAUACCUCGUCAGCCAUCAGUGGGAAACAGAUUAAAUAUUCCCUGGAGAGGACUGAAAAUUCAACCCUGCCUCCCAUCGUCAGUGCCAUUGAACUUUACAGAGUAAUAGAUUUACAGAAACCACAAACAUUCCAAGGAGAUGUUGAAGCUAUUGCAAGCAUCAAGUCAGUUUAUGGAGUGAAAAGGGAUUGGGAAGGUGAUCCAUGCGCCCCAGUAGACUACUUGUGGGAUGGUCUCAUCUGUACUUAUGACAACGACUUCCCGAGAAUCACAGCUUUGAAUCUAUCUUCGAGUGGAUUGUCAGGAAAGAUACACCCUUCAAUCUCAAACCUCACCAUGUUGGAGAAGUUGGAUUUAUCUAACAAUUGCUUAAAUGGUGAAGUUCCUGAUUUCCUGUCUCAGUUACAACACUUGAAGAUCUUAAACUUAGAGAAGAAUAACCUCUCCAGUUCAAUUCCAUCUGCACUUCUUCAAAAAUCACGCGAAGGUUCUCUCUCACUGAGUGUGGGUCAAAAUCCAUAUCCAUGUGAAUCUGGCCAAUUCAACGAGAAGAAAAAGAAAAACACUCUUAUACCCAUAGUAGCCUCGACUAGUGGGGCUUUAAUCAUUCUAAUAGCAGUUGGAAUAUUGUGGAUCCUUAAAAGGAAAAAAUCAAAAGUUGAAAAAUUUACAGAUGCGGUGGCAGUAAAUCAUCAGAGUGAGAAUUCACAGCAAUCCACAGAAAUGGAUGGUUUGUUCCUGCAACGAAAAAGUCAAAUGUAUUCAUACUAUGAUGUCCUUCAAAUCACUAACAAUUUCAAUAGAAUUAUUGGUAAAGGAGGAUUUGGAACAGUUUACCUUGGCUUUAUCGAUGACACUCCAGUUGCGGUGAAAAUGCUUUCCCCAUCAGCAGUUCUUGGUUAUCAACAAUUUCAAACAGAGGUUAAACUUCUAAUCAGAGUUCAUCACAAAAAUUUGACAUCCCUAAUUGGUUACUGUAACGAAGGAACCAAUAAGGGCCUCAUAUAUGAGUACAUGGCUAAAGGGAACUUACGAGAACAUCUCUCAGGUAAACACAACGAAUCACCAUUAUUGAGGUGGAAGGACAGACUUCGUGUAGCAGUGGAUGCAGCCUUAGGAUUGGAAUAUCUGCAAAAUGGUUGCAAGCCUCCUAUAAUCCACAGAGAUGUAAAAUCUACGAAUAUCUUGUUGGAUGAACAUUUCCAAGCAAAGUUAUCUGAUUUCGGUCUAUCCAAAGUUGUCCCGGAUGAUGGGAGAUCUCAUGUGUCAACUGUUAUUGCUGGUACUCUUGGUUAUCUGGACCCUCACUACCACUCUUCCAAUAGAUUAACGCAGAAAAGUGAUGUUUAUAGCUUUGGAGUUGUUCUUUUGGAAAUAAUCACGAAUCAAGCAGUAAUGGCAGGGAAUGAAGAAACGGGUCACAUAAGUGAACGAGUUAACUCCAUGAUAUCAAGAGGGGAUAUCAGGGCCAUAGUUGAUCCAAGCUUAGAAGGAAAUUUUGACAUAAACUCAGCAUGGAAAGCCGUAGAAAUAGCAAUGGCUUGUGUUUCUCCAAAUCCUAAUGAAAGGCCAACGAUGAGUGUGGUAGUGAUUGAACUACAGGAGGCUUUAGCGACGGAAUUAGGUAGAACAAACCAUGAUAGUGGUGCUGAUUCCAUGUAUUCAGUUGCAUCGCUCAGUGUGGAGGUAGACACAGAAUUCAUGCCCUUGGCCAGGUGAAAGUUUACUAAAAUAACAAUAGAAAACGUUGUAAGAAGGGAAAGUGAUGUUGUACAAGAAGUUGGUUA
Molecule: messenger RNA, 2763 nt
Organism: Vigna unguiculata (cowpea)
Lineage: Eukaryota; Viridiplantae; Streptophyta; Magnoliopsida; Fabales; Fabaceae
Product: LRR receptor-like serine/threonine-protein kinase IOS1
Biological process (GO): protein phosphorylation
Molecular function (GO): ATP binding; protein kinase activity; protein binding
Source: RefSeq, a predicted model, not a curated record